UUGUGCUCUCCCUUCGAAUGAUACUCCUAGGAUGUGGCACAGAAGCGCGGACCAUUAAUAUUGAUGUAGGCAGUGGUCUCAGACGCGCCGCUUGAAUCGUUUUUUCAAUCCAGGACAACUUCAGCGUUUUAAUCACUUUGCAUCGACACGCUUCGCCAUGUCAGGUUCAACAUCAACAUCACAGGAUCUUCCCAUAACACUCCUGCCGCUCACAUCGCAACAACGUGAUGAGCUCGAUCGAGACUUUCUUAAGGCCAAUGGUUCCUUCCUGAAGAUCCUCAAUGAAGAGGACGCCACAUCGGAUCUCUUGGACUACAUGCUUGAAACACUUGACCUGGACAUGGCACAGGAGGAAACACUGCAGAAACACCCUCAACUACGGGAAAUUAUUCGCCACGCCUGUCAGACGCGCUCGUUCUCCCACAUCGCUGACCUCAUCGCAUCUGAGGUCAGUUGUAUCCUAGUUGAGGACCGGUCAGACUUUAUUUACGAUUUAUUCGUCAGACCUUACGUUGGCAAGGCUGUGGACGGUUUCUACGAGUACCUGAAAAAUAAUAACAUGGAGUUCAGGGGUCCGCGUGGGCCAUACUAUGCUAAGUUCUGUUCAAUCGUCCAAAGUUCUGGUACGGGAAAAUCAAGACUAAUGAUCGAGCUCCGGAAAAAAGGUGUUAUUGUCUUGUACAUGAACCUCCGCGAGCCAAGUGAUCUGGGCUACCCUGUGCGAGACCUAGUGCCCGCGCGUAUAUUGACGGAAAAUACAGGCUGCACUGCAGCCGAGUAUACCGCUCAUUGUUGCGCCUUCUUCACGGCCAUAUUCCAGACGCUUCAGCAGGUUCUGAGCAGUAAGCUACUUGAGCUGCACUCUGGAAGUCCUGAUCUCGUAAUAAAAUCAUGGAAUAACGAAAUGUGUGACAUGCGCUCGAAAGCUCGUACCGAUUUCUUUCAGAAAGUUCAAUCUCGAUAUCAGGAUACACUGGACAAUAUCAAAAUGCCGAAGCUCGAAGAGCAAACCGAUGUGGAGACCGCCGCAAAGCCAGGGAAUAAGAUCAGGUCGGCAAAAUCGAGAGGCAAAUCAUUCGUCACGACAUCUUAUAACAAUAUGUUACGGGUUCUGCAACAUUUAUUUACUGAGGAAGGCAAGGUUUCGAACGAUGAUCCAAAACUCGUAAUAGCAUUUGACGAGGCUUACACUUUGAGCAACAUGAGUGGAAGGGGUUUUCGUCCAUCAGAUAUCAUUGGCAGGACGAUCAACUGCUACUCCCGGCAGAGCAACGCAUCGGUCUGGGUCGUUUUUGUAUCUACGACUUUGCAAGUAGACUUUUCAGCCCCUCAGGAAACCCAAGAUUCUACAGGCCUAAUAGUAUACGGUGGACCUGUCUACCUGCCCUACACAUGUCUUGGUUGGGACCAGGAUGCGUUCAAUCACAUCGUUGGAUUCGGUCGUCCGCUGUUUGUCCCUACGUUUCUAUCUUUGUUUCCAAUUUCGUUGACCACCAUGAAUAGAUGGAAGUCCCUCGCAGAAAGACGUUCUGUCGCUGAUAUUUUGAUAUUGGCUGCCCAGAAACUCUGCAAAUCGAUAACAUUUGAUGCGAAUGACGCGAAACAGGCUCUUGCUGUCCUGUCCCAGAGAUUCGAUCUCAACUUUUGCCUUGGUCACCCCGAUGCUGCGUCUCAUCUCUCAAAAGCAGUGGCUAGUCAUCUGCGCAUACUCUUCUCAACGACCGAAGAUAGGAUGUGGUCCUUCACCGGUUAUCCAUCGGAGCCCAUCCUGUCUUGCGUUGCAGCAAUUAUACUCCAUAAGACGCCUAGCAAUGUGGAUUUUGUUUUGGGGAUCUUGAAAAAAAAGAUUGAUGGUGGGAUGGUCGAGAUAGGACAGAGCGGGGAGUUGGCCAGCAGGCUUUUGCUGCUUCUCGCUAAGGAUCUCUUUGUCCGCAAGGACCCCCCCAAUGGCGUGAUCCGGGGUUUACUCUAUGGGGGAAGUGGGGAUGCGGAACUGAUCGACUGCCGGAAGGUCUCCACAUUCUGGUCGAGGACAAUCGAGGAAGCCAAGGCAGCUUUUCAGCAUGCUUACAUCAAUUUCUUACAUUGGGUGUCUAUGACAGAGUUCAUCUCACCGCUAGUUCCCGAUCAAACUGAGGCUGAUUCUUUGAGUGCUAGAUGUAGCGCCGAAGAGUGGACUUUGCGCCACUGGCAUCGCACAAGCGCGGUCCAACGCUGUCAUCUGCAGCCGCUCGUCGACAAGAUGAUUCCCAUCUAUUUCGACGAUCCUGACCUCGACUCCGAAGAUCUCAAUCGCAAUUGCCAUGAGCAUGACUUAGGGUUGGUCACUCGCACGCAUGAUUCGAUCCAGUGCCUAUCGAAUCUCCCCUACAUCGCUCUUCUCCUCGACCUCGAUGUGGAACCAAAGCUUAACGUUACAUUCUCGGAGAAUGAGCCAAACCACGUUGAAAUGAACCGAUCCCUCGUCGAAUUUGGAAGUACUGCCAGGCUACGCAACUUGCAGUGGGAAGCACAAGAUGCAUGAUAAUUCAAUACAACUCGGAUCAUGACUGUACGAUUGUAGUAAAGUGAAAAGCGAUGUAGGGC
This is a messenger RNA of Suillus fuscotomentosus, 2586 nucleotides long. RefSeq lists its product as uncharacterized. The record is from RefSeq and is a predicted model, not a curated record. The transcript is spliced from 12 exons. NCBI's taxonomy places the organism in Eukaryota, Fungi, Basidiomycota, Agaricomycetes, Boletales, Suillaceae. Bases 158 to 2524 code for a protein of 788 amino acids.